UAUCUACUAAACCAACACCCCCUUUUCUACCACUCACACCACCACCAUUUCUUGUUAAGAGUUAUCAUCUAUCAUUUCUGAACUCUGUAUGUAACUUUACUCAACAAAAAUAAUGAGUGGCAUAGCAUUAACACCUGCAGCAUUCAACCCCAUAAUCCCAUCAUCUUCAUCUUCUUCCUCAAAAUCUCAAAAACUCAUCAGAACCAAAACCAGAGUCACAUUCAACAACGCUAUUUCAAUCUCUUCAGACCCAUUCAUUCUCGACCUCGCUGAAACCUUAGAAGACUCCGUCCCUACACCACAACCUCUUCAGAAUCUUCGACAAGCUUCUUCACACUCUCUUCUCUCUUCUCCAUGGCCUUCUCGAAAACACGAACCUUUUCGCUUCAACGACUUCUCCUUCCUCCGUUCUUCCCAAAUCCUCCCCGCCCCAAUCCCAACCACCACCACCACUGCCACCGAUCAGUUCCCCUGCCAUAUCAGCAUCGUUGAUGGACACUUCAUACAAUCAACUUCGAAAAUCUCGGAGUUUUCAGAUGGGGUUUACGUUGGUAAUUUGUCAAAAUUGAAUGGUGUUGUUGCUAAGAGGGUUUUGGAAUUGGUUUCUGGAUUGGACGGUGGUGAUUUGUUUUGGUCGAUUAAUGGUAUGGGUGCACCGGAUUUGACGGUGGUUUAUGUACCGGAGGGUGUUCGUGUUGAAACCCCGGUACAUUUGGGUUAUGUAUCGUUGCAGGGUAGUAAGGAAGGUGGGAAUGAGUUGUAUUUAUCGAAUCCGAGGGUUUUGGUGGUGGUGGAGAAAGGUGGAGAGGUUGAUAUAGUUGAGGAGUUUGAAGGGAAUGAGAAUGAGUGUUAUUGGAGUAAUGCUGUUUUGGAGGUUGUGAUUGGGGAAGGUGGUAAGGUCAGGCAUUCUUAUGUUCAGACUCAGUCGAUGCUUGCUGCGCAUAUCAAAUGGACUUCCGUUCGUCAGGAAUCAUCUAGUACAUACGAGCUUACAGAGGUAAGCACAGGAGGCAAACUUGGAAGACACAAUCUUCAUAUCAAACAACUAGGUCCGGACACAGUGACAGAGCUAUCAACUUUGCACUUGUCUGUUGGUAAUCAAACACAGGAUCUUCACAGUAGUCUUGUAUUGGAUCAUCCAAGGGGUUAUUCCCGUCAGAUUCAUAAGUGCAUUGUGGCUCAUUCACAGGGACAAGCAGUUUUUGACGGAAACGUCAAGGUUAACAGGUAUGCUCAGCAGACAGAUGCUGGACAGUUAUCAAGAAGCCUUCUUCUUGAACCUCGUGCAACUGUAAAUGUUAAACCAAAUCUCCAAAUCAUCGCUGAUGACGUCAAGUGUUCCCAUGGAGCUGCAAUAAGUGACCUGGAACAAAGCCAACUUCUGUAUUUCCAAGCACGUGGCAUUGAUUCAGAAACAGCUAGAAGGGUUCUAAUUUUUGCCUUUGGAGGGGAAGUGAUAGAUAAGUUUCCUAAUUCUUCCAUUAGAGAUAGAGUACGAAGUCAGAUUAAAAGUUUAUUGGAUCCAUCUCCUAAAUGAUCACAAUUGUAGGUAUGUGCUACAUGUAAACAUGUUAUGUCAGCUUGAUAAAAGUAUAAAUUGGAAUAGAAAAAAAAUCUUGUUUCUUGUCAUGGUUUCUAACCAAUUUCUACAAAAUGAAGUGUCUACUCCGGCAAUUGUAACAAUUGAGGCUUUAUCCAUCACCGUGCACUUCUAGUUGUAUUUAUGUAUUUUUUGGAAAAUACAUUUUUCAGGUGAGUCCAAAAACAAUAAUAGGACUCACAGUUGUGUAUGUAGAAUAUAUACAUAUUUCUUAUAUAUUUCUGUUUCUCAUAACAUGAUUUUCUUACCAAGUAACAUGAGAUGUAGACCUUCUUCCAAA
This is a messenger RNA of Medicago truncatula (barrel medic), 1880 nucleotides long. RefSeq names its product protein ABCI7, chloroplastic. The coding region runs from base 113 to 1537 and encodes 474 amino acids. Gene Ontology annotation, biological process: iron-sulfur cluster assembly. Lineage: Eukaryota; Viridiplantae; Streptophyta; Magnoliopsida; Fabales; Fabaceae. The transcript is spliced from 3 exons. The record is from RefSeq and is a predicted model, not a curated record.